This is a messenger RNA of Cheilinus undulatus (humphead wrasse), 1549 nucleotides long. RefSeq lists its product as uncharacterized. The transcript has 2 exons. The record is from RefSeq and is a predicted model, not a curated record. Bases 127 to 720 code for a protein of 197 amino acids. NCBI's taxonomy places the organism in Eukaryota, Metazoa, Chordata, Actinopteri, Labriformes, Labridae.
CCAGAGGAGAGUGGAAGUAGACCAGGUCACAGUGGGAGAACAUCUACAGAGAUAGGAGACACAUCAGCCUGGUUGCUUUACAGCGGGACAUUUAGAGUUUUAUUUUGGCAUCUCCAGCUCUCCAAAAUGAAGACGAUGCUUCUGGGAUUUUACAUACUGGCUCUGCUGGCCUUUGGACAGGCUCAAGAAAAUGCUACGACUGCAGCUCCACCUAACAAUGUCACUGUAUCAAACAGUACUGAGCAAACUACAAUGAACAUGUCUACAACAGUGAUUGCAACUACUACAGUCAUGCCUACCACCACCUCAACUAAUGCACCUCCAAACACCACAGCCGUCUUUACAACCACCACCGAGAGAAAAACAACUACACCAGUGAUCACAACUCCUGCUUCAACUGCAGCCCCACCUGAUUCUACAACUGGACGAACAUCCCCUAUGCCAAUGACUACACACUCUCCACCACUCGACACUUCAGCAUCAGCACCGCCUGUUAUUACAACUUCAGCCAUGGCUCCAACUGUGACUGCAAAUACUACGGCCAGCUCCAAUGCCACAACUUCCCCAGAACCUCCAACCAACAUAACAAUGCCACCACCAACAACAGCAAGAGUGACUCUAACGACCAAGACCACAACCAAACACAAUGGAGGCUCAGAAAUCAGAGCUUCUCUGCUGCUUUCUGCGGUGCCAGUAUUGCUGUAUACACUCUGCCACUAAACAGGAAGUUGACAUUCUAAAGGCAAAGGACUUAAAGACUUUGUAAUUGUUUCUAGAGGUGAAUGUUGAAUUGAAGAUGCACACCAAAGAUGAGACCAAAGAACUGAGUAAAAUCAUUAUCUGAUAGUGAACAGUGUUUGUACAUUUGAAGAGUUUUCUUACAUUCAUUGUGCACAUAAAUUCAGGUAUUUACAAGGCAGUAGAUACAUAAACCUUAGAACCAUGUAGUUCAGACACCUUUGUAUGUGUUCUGUUUUAAGUUUGGGUAUAAAAUUCACACUGGACACUACAAUGAAUCUAGAGAAGUUGUAACUUGUUCGAUUGUGCCGCAGUGAUCUAAGAUUUAUUCUAAACACUAGAGUGUAUAUGCACCUCAUAUGAAAAGCAAUGCUGAAUGAAAUGUUUGUUACAGUGUAACCUUUUGUGCCUAAUUCUCUGUGAAAAGGCCACACCUGACUGCCAUUAUUCCAUAAACGGCAACAAAUAUGUGUGUAAAAUAUGAUCAAGCAGAAUGAUAAGAUGAUAACAUGCAUCCUUGAUGUACAGCUAGCGUAAAACAACAGUGAAAGUCUUCAAGAAAAACAUUAAGUUAUUAAACAGUUUUCUGGCAAAUGUAAUUCUCCCUGCUUCUGGAAAAUAAAAGUGAUAAAACAAAUCAAAGUUGUCACACUCUUCUGAGGGAUCAAUCAAUGAGAUUGCACUGUCAACACCAAAUAGCUGAUUAAUCCUACUCAUUAAAAAAAAAAAAAACACGUUUCAAAAUGAUUCUAAUGACAACCUAUUUAAUGAAGGCCUUUUAAGUUACAAGGAGUUUGAUUUUAGAUUUAAA